Messenger RNA from Sciurus carolinensis (gray squirrel), 1376 nucleotides. It is a transcript of the gene Fam227b, whose product is annotated as family with sequence similarity 227 member B. The transcript is spliced from 12 exons. The record is from RefSeq and is a predicted model, not a curated record. Lineage: Eukaryota; Metazoa; Chordata; Mammalia; Rodentia; Sciuridae. The coding region runs from base 186 to 1376 and encodes 396 amino acids.
CUGUGAUAGCGCGCGGACCAGGCGGAGCGCUUUCCAGGAGACACCAGAGGGCGGAGCCAAACCGUUGCUAAGGCCGUUGCUGGGACUGAGCGCUACACCCGCCCGGAGCAGAGUUUAUUCUCCUAACUCACACUGACGCCUAGAACCUACCUAAUUUCUGUUCAUUUCUGCAAAGUUACUGCACCAUGGCAGUUCAAUGGAAGCCUCCAGGGAUAAGCAGAAGUGCCUCCCGGAAAUUUCAAGAACCUCCAAAGAGCACUGAAGAAUUCUUUAAACUUCAAAAUUGGGAUUAUUGGCCUAGGGAAACCCAUUUGAAAAAUGAUAAAUAUGCUCACGUUCUGAUUCUGAACAAAAUAAAAGAAGAUAGUUCAUUUACUUCAAUUUAUACACAUCUCUGGAAAAAUGUCCCUCAAAUAUUUGAAGCAGCUCUGAACAUGGAGUCAAGAUUAAAGGAAUGUUCACUUCUUUUGCAAGACCAUGCAUCCAAAAUAUUUGAGUGUAACAAAGUUAUUUGUGAAAAAACAAAUUAUGAAAAAUUGGAAAAAUACAAGGCAUUUAUAGAGAAGUACCAUACACACAAAAAGAUAAUGCUUUCAGAUGAAAUGGAGACAGAGAAGAAUAUAGAGGGUUGCAACUUCUCAGGAUUCAAAGAAAAUGAGCUUACUCGAUUACCCAGACAUUUGGAUGCUAAACGAAUUUUUCUUUUUAUUUUAAAAGCCCAUAACUUUGAUGAAAGAAUAUUUAAAAUCUGGAGGACUCAUUUUCUCUCAGAACCCUCCAUUGCUCUUUUGCAUGACGCUUUUUGGUGGUGGUUUCUCCAUAAAUUUAAGGUAUAUCCUGAUUAUCUGGCACAAGCUAUAUAUGCAACAUUCCAGGAAUCAUUUCCAGAAUCUAGUGACCUCUUUAAUGAUGAAUUUAAAGAAGAUCUGGGGAAUAACAUUUUUCUUUGGAUGUCAGGUCUAAAACCACGAAAAGGCUUUUGGAUUCACUGGAAACUAAAAGACCUCUCUACAACAACCAUACAUGGCAGCAAGAGAGCAUCUACAAAAUCAACAAAGGAAAGGAUUGCAAGUAGUCAAGAACACAUGAUAUCUACUAUGGACUCCAAUGUGGCAAAAAUUUUGAAGAAACCAAGAGUAAAUGUAAUAUCCACAGUCAAGGAAGACUCAGAAGCAAUAACAAAGACCCAUCAUGGGAGCAUUGGUCCAGAGUUUUACCGUAUUCUCUUCAAUUUGGGAGGUCAGAGUCCACUGAUUUUGUACUAUCUUAAGAGGAAUAACCUAGCUGGCAUUUCCAAAACCCCUAAACAGACCAAGGUUAAACUCACUGAAAUAUUACGAGAACCAUAUCCUUUUUUGAGCUUUAAUUUAAUAUGA